Molecule: messenger RNA, 2415 nt
Organism: Lodderomyces parapsilosis
Lineage: Eukaryota; Fungi; Ascomycota; Pichiomycetes; Serinales; Debaryomycetaceae
Gene: GLN4
Product: glutamine--tRNA ligase
Exons: 1
Coding region: 1-2415 (804 amino acids)
Biological process (GO): glutaminyl-tRNA aminoacylation; translation
Cellular component (GO): cytosol; cytoplasm
Molecular function (GO): glutamine-tRNA ligase activity; ATP binding
Source: RefSeq, a predicted model, not a curated record
AUGUCAUCAGAGGAAGAAUUGAUUGUAUUAUUCAAAAACGUUGGUUUUGAUGAGAAAAAGUCCAAGGACAUUGCCAAAAAUAAGAAAGUGGCAGGGUUGUUACAAUCUGUGUUGGAGAAGUCAUCGGUUGAGUCAUACACUGAUGAGAAGAAAUUGACCUUGUUGCAUCAAUUGGCUAUAUUGGAGAAUAAGAACGGUAAGCCAAUCCCUCAUAUUGACUUUUUGAUCAAUGGAAUAAACAAUGAUGAAAUAAAGACAAACUUGCAGAUCACUGAGGGAAUUAAAUACUUGCAAUCACAUAGUGAGGCUAAACAAGAUGAGUUUAAUGAAGCAACUGGUGUUGGGAUCGAAAUAGGAGAAUCAGAAGUGAAGCAAGAGAUUGCUAAAUAUCUUGACUCGAUCAGCUCCAAAUUGGAGUCUGAAAGAUAUGCUGUUUUACCAAAAGUCAUGUCUGAAGUUAAAGCGCAACCUUCAUUAAAAUGGGCGCCACCCAACUUGUUCAAGCCCAUUCUCGAUGAAUUAUUCUUAGCAAGGUUAGGACCUAAGGAUGAAAGGGACGUUAAGAAAAAGGAAAAGAAGAAACCAGUUGCUGCUGGUGCCGCUGGUGCUGCUGGUGCUGGUGCUGCUUCUGCCACAUCCACUAGAGAACCAGAAACUGAAAGGUCAAUGUUUUCUGAGGGUUUCCUUGGUGAUUUACAUAAACCAGGUGAAGAGCCUCAAAAGUUCCCCGAGCUAUUAAAGGAACAUUGUGAAUUCAUUAAAGGUCAAGUCUACACUCGUUUCCCGCCUGAACCAAAUGGGUUUUUACAUAUUGGACAUUCAAAAGCAAUCAUGGUUAAUUUCGGUUUCGCUCAAUUUCACAAGGGCAAGUGUUAUUUGCGAUUUGACGAUACCAACCCUGAAGCUGAAGAAGCCAAAUACUUUGAAUCUAUUAAGGAGAUGGUUUCCUGGUUGGGCUACAAGCCGUGGAAAAUCACCUACUCAUCAGACUACUUUGAUGAACUUUUUGAAUUAGCAGUGAAGCUCAUUAAGAUGGACAGAGCGUACAUUUGUCAUUGUACGCCAGAGCAGGUAAAACUUGGCCGAGGUCAGCGUGAAGAUGGAUCUAUGGGCGGUGAACGUUUUGCUUGUGAGCAUCGCUCACAAUCAGUUGAACACAAUUUGGCAGAGUUUUUAGCGAUGAAGGACGGAAAAUAUGCCACCGGUGAGGCUACAUUACGUAUGAAACAGGAUUUAUCUAGUCCAUCGCCACAAAUGUGGGAUUUGGUUGCUUACAGGGUAUUGAACAAGCCUCAUCAUCGUACCGGAUCCAAAUGGAAGAUCUACCCCACUUACGAUUUCACCCAUUGUUUAGUCGAUUCGUUGGAGAACAUUACUCAUUCAUUAUGUACCACUGAGUUUGUUUUAUCAAGGGAAUCAUACGAAUGGUUGUGUGAUACUUUGCAUGUAUAUAGACCAGCUCAAAGGGAGUAUGGAAGAUUGAACAUGACUGGUACAAUCAUGUCCAAGAGAAAGAUUGCCAAAUUGGUCAACGAGGGCUACGUCAGGGGCUGGGAUGAUCCAAGAAUUUACACCUUGGAAGCCAUUAAAAGAAGAGGUAUACCACCAGGGGCAAUAUUGUCUUUUAUAAACACCUUGGGAGUGACCACAUCAACCACCAACAUUCAAACCACCAGAUUUGAAAGUGCUGUACGCCAUUUCCUUGACCAAACCACACCUCGAUUGUUUUUGGUCUUGAAUCCAGUUGAAGUUCACAUUGACAAUUUGGCUGAUGAUUUUGAAUUGGAAGUGGAAAUUCCUUACAAGCCGGGCAAGGAUGUCAAUUCAUUAGGCAACAGGAAAUUGAAGUUCACCAAUAGAGUGUACAUUGAUCGUGGUGAUGUUCGAGAUGAGCCAGCUGAUAAGGAAUACUACAGGUUGGCCCCUGGCCAACCAGUUGGGUUAUUGAAGGUUCCAUUUAAUAUUAUUUACAAAUCGAUUGAGACUGUUGAUGGUAAAACCAUUGUCCACGUUGAUUACGAUGCUGAUCAGACCACCAAGAAACCCAAGACAUAUAUCCAAUGGGUACCUGUCAACGACUGCAAAUCGAUUAAGGAAGUUAGAAUCUAUAACCAAUUGUUCAACUCUGAAAACCCAGCAGCACAUCCAGAUGGAUACCUUGCUGAUAUCAAUCCUGCCAGUGAAGACGUAUUGACCAAUGCCGUGAUUGAAUCAAACUUUGACGAAAUUGCUGCCAAGUCACCAAUGAAUUUGAAAAUUCCGGAUUCCCAAUUCAACAUCAAAGAGGAUGCAGGAAAUCACACAAUCAGAUUCCAAGCGUUGAGAGAGGGCUACUUUUGUGUUGACAAGGAUUCUAGAGAUGGCGCUUUGGUCUUGAAUAGAAUUGUCACUUUGAAAGAAGAUGCCAACAAGUAG